Molecule: messenger RNA, 586 nt
Organism: Rana temporaria (common frog)
Lineage: Eukaryota; Metazoa; Chordata; Amphibia; Anura; Ranidae
Product: interferon lambda-3-like
Exons: 1
Coding region: 1-534 (177 amino acids)
Biological process (GO): positive regulation of immune response; cell surface receptor signaling pathway via JAK-STAT; defense response to virus
Molecular function (GO): cytokine activity
Source: RefSeq, a predicted model, not a curated record
AUGGAUAUCAGGCUGGUGGUGUUGAGCAUUUUACUGGUUGCAGUAAGUAGGCGCUUGCACAGGAGACUCUGCCCGAAAUCCCGCUAUUUAUCAGUGACGUCUUCUGACAUAACAACACUAAAGGAGCUGCAACACGAUCAUGAGAAGAACAUGUCUACCAACGCAAUGAGAUGCUACAGAAGAAUGCUGAGACACAAACCAUCUGUAUGUGACCUUACGCAGAGGGAUCGUCUCAUCCUGACCCUGGAGCGGGUGUCACUAACAGUUGAGGUUCUAACGAAUAUUUCUGUGUCUGCUCAGAAUGAAUCUGUAAAACAGGCACUUAUGGUUUUCCUCAAACUGAAAGAUGAUCUGAUGGUCUGUAGAGGAUCUCCAGAAUACAAUGAGCCCACCUCACCCGAGCUGAAGCUGUGGCUACAUCACCUCCAGCAUUUUAAGGAGGCAGCAUCUCCAGAUUGUGUCCAGGAGGCUGUAAUACUUAGUCUUAUCCCUCUGAGAGUGGAAGAUGUGACAUGUUGGGCUCUCAACCACUAAACUCCCUACUGUAAGCACAGAUACGUUUCUAAUGCUUUAUCUGAACAUGUUA